CCCACUCAAAACAUCUGCAAGCGAUAACACACACACACAAUGAACAUGCACAUGCAUGCUUUGUGUUAGUUUGUGUGCCAUGGUGGAGCUUUUUUGGAUACAUUAUUCCUCAUAACAACGGCACCACAAAUCCAACAUGAUGUUUCCCUCCAGGUGGGAGAUACUCAUAAUUAGCUUGUGGACACAGGUUGGAUUUCUGCCUUGGAUGCAUUGCAAAGAUGGGACUGGUGUUCAUCUGUCACAGGAAGAUCUUUUGGCGUUAAAGGAUGAGCAGAAUCCCAAAUGUUUCGCUCGGACAAAAUGGGAUGGCAUCUGCUUCUUUGAGAGUGCAGACAACGGGACCUAUGAUUUGUUCCACAAGGUUGAAGAAUGGAACAUGUGCCAAAUGUCUGUUCAGGAAACAGAGGAGGGAAAGUUUCUUCACAUCUGCUCAUUUUCCCCACAUUUUUAUGUUGAGACAAAUGUUAUAGUGGUCAAGCACAACACCAAUGCCACCUUCUACAAUCGGACUGUCAAUAUGGAUGAAUUAAUGCUACUGAAUCCCCCCUUCAGUGUGUCUUUACACCAAACUGGCAAAGCUGGACAGCUGAAGGUUUCAUGGAAAUCCAAUAUCUCUAAAUACGAUAAAGAUAAUGUGAUCUAUAGGAUUCGAUACUCCUCCAAGACGCUAGGAGAGACACGUGAGGCAAAGGAGGGCGAAAUACUCGACUCUCUGGAACCAGGGGAGGAGGUUGAGGUCCAGGUCCAGGUCAAAUCUAGGUUUUCAAGGACGGGACUCUGGAGCAGCUGGUCACACCCUGUAAGAGCUGUGGUUCCCCAAAGUGCAGACAAUAUUUCAACAAAGUGCUACACACCUGACCUGCAAAAUAUCAUCUGUCAGUGGAAUGGGAGCAGAUAUGGCGAAGAUAAUGAGUAUAAACUUUACUACAAGACGAAUCUCAGUGAAGUUUCGGGCUGGACAGAUUGGACGGAGUGUCUCGCUGACAGGAACUUGACUGGCCAGUGCAGUUUCCGUGGGGAGGAGUCCAGAAAAGUCAUGGUCAAGCUCAGCAACGCUCCAGCUCCACUCAGCAGAACCUUCUAUACUCAAGAGUUCACUCUCAGAAACAACAUCAAAACCUCCCCACCAAGUCAUCUGAGAGGAGCUCUCGAGAACUGGAGGCUGUGCUUGAAUUGGGAAGCUCCGCCAUCUCCAUCAGCUCAUCUGCAAUAUGAAAUCAGCUACCAGAUCACAAGGAAGGGAGAGAAAACGGUUGCAGCUCUGUAUGAUUGUCAGUCUGGCGACUGUCUGACGGUUCCAGCAGGUAGCAAGUACGGUGUUAAGAUCAGAGCAAGACCUAUGGGCUCCAUUUACUGGAGUGACUGGUCAGAUGAGCUUACUGGUGGCACUCCCGCUGAUGACAACACAUUGUUGCUGCUGUUUAUCCCUGCUUUGGUGCUGAUAACUGCUAUCGUCCUCAUAUACCAGUUUAACACUCCUCUCAGGAAGUUCAAGCUGUAUUUUUGGCCGCCUGUGCCCAACCUUGAUAAAGUCCUUCAAGGCUAUCUGACUGAGAUCAACGGGCAGACCUGGAACCCUCCACUGAUAACAAAGCAGUGCUCUGAAGAAACCAUCCCGUCUCUGGUGGAGAUAAUGUCUGACGAUGAGGUCUCAGGAUCGGGGAAGCCACAAGAGGAAUCCACCCAGCUGCUGUCACCAGAGGGAAGCUUCUUAUGCAGGGAACAGGCAGAUGGAAGUCCUGGAACGGAAGUCUUUCCAGACUAUGUGACUCUCAACAAGGACAGUGUCAUUCUUUGCCCAAAAGGAAACAAGUAUUUUGUCGAGUAUGAGAUAAGUAUGUGUGAGAAAGAAGCCCCGGCAGUGAAGAAUGAGCUCCUCCAAUCAUGUAACUCCUCCUGCGCUGAUGGCUCAGUCUGUACCAAACCCUGCUGCACGGACUUUCUGAACCAUUCCUACUUGCUUCUGGCUGAGCCUGCAGGCGGAGUCCACUGCAAGGUCACUGCUAUGAGGGUGCCCGGCAACCUCUACACUAACUUACCCUGCAGCUAAGUGUACGGCAUAACUAGUAGAUUUUCCUUCCAAUCGUGCAGGUUGAUGAAAUAUACUUUGCACUUUUUCAUUGACAUAACAACUUGUUGUAAAUUGACAUUUCAGUAGCUCCAGUGGUGAAAAAGGCUUUUGAGGAUUAAAGCACCCCACAACUUAAGCAAAGGUGUGUUACAGUACCUUGUAGCUGCAGUGUAAUGGGGGCUAGUUUAGUCAAGUCAUUUCUACAUAUAUAUAUAUAGCCUUAUAUAUCACAAAUCGGCAAGACAACACCAUUCACACAGAGAGGAGAAACAAACGCACUGAGGGAGAGAGAGCCAUGAUAACAAUGGAAACUAUGGACAGGGGGAGAAGGGGUGAAGCCGAGUCUCCUGAGGGACGACGAUCUUGCAGGAGAUUCAGAUUUAAUCAUGGCGUCUUCUCAUCAUUUGUCACUCUUAUUAGACAGUUCAAGCUUUUUACUCAAACGCUGUUUAAGAUAUUUAGGAAUAAUAUUUUAUCUGUUACUUCUGUUUUCUUAGUAUUUGUGUGGAGCUUCCCACACUUCAUUGCUGGCAGUUUGUCUACUGUUGUGUCUGUUUUUGUUUUUUUUUUGGCCACUAGAGGGAACAGUAGAUCAUGUGAUCCUUGGUGAAAAUAAAGGAAAGGACCCCUCUCUGGUGGAGGAGAUGGGGGUACAUUGUGUGGACCUGCUUUUCAGAGUACUCUUAAAUGUUCAGAGUAACUUUGUGGGAAAAAAAGGUGUCAUGAGGGAUUUGGACUUGAUGUUUGUACAUUUUUUAUAUAGCAUUUGAAUGUAACCUUCACUCAUUUAUUCAUGUAUUUUUUCUUCCUAUUCUGAAUGAUCAGGAUCUGAAAUACCACUGGGCGUUGGUUUCUCCUUUGCCCUUACAUUGUUUGCUGUAUAGUCAUUUGCUCGUUUGUAUCGCACAUAUUUUCUUGUGGAAUCUUUUGAUCUGUCAGAAUCCCUCUCAGGGUGGAGGGGGUCGACAUGGAAGCGACAUGUAACCAAAACUGCUUUCCACCUUUCUAAGCUUAGUUCAUGAUCCAUUACAUUAUAACGUGAUGGUUUGUAUUUUUGGCAAUAAACACUGUAAAAGUUAUUUUUCUACCAGUUGCAUUUCUUCUGAGGUCAACUAUAACAAAUGAGACCUUUUUGG
Messenger RNA from Acanthopagrus latus (yellowfin seabream), 3207 nucleotides. RefSeq names its product MPL proto-oncogene, thrombopoietin receptor (gene mpl). The record is from RefSeq and is a predicted model, not a curated record. The coding region runs from base 137 to 2050 and encodes 637 amino acids. Gene Ontology annotation, biological process: positive regulation of cell population proliferation; cytokine-mediated signaling pathway; hemopoiesis. Gene Ontology annotation, cellular component: external side of plasma membrane. The transcript has 12 exons. Gene Ontology annotation, molecular function: cytokine receptor activity; protein binding. NCBI's taxonomy places the organism in Eukaryota, Metazoa, Chordata, Actinopteri, Spariformes, Sparidae.